ACCGCAACAUUUUAUCUGAUCAAGACAAAACACAUCAACCAGUACUCUUGUCCGACCGAACGAUACUGUGAUCGAUAUCGCCAAUAACCAUGAGUGCCACCAAGGCGCAAUCGCAGAAGAUCUUUGAGAAGUUGAAGACCAAGCCUGCAAACAGGCUAUGCUUUGACUGCGGCUCGAAGAAUCCAACAUGGUCGUCUGUGCCCUUUGGUAUUUACCUAUGCCUGGAUUGUUCGUCUCAUCAUCGUAACCUCGGUGUUCAUAUCUCCUUCGUCCGCUCCACGAAUCUCGACCAAUGGCAAUGGGAACAACUCCGUAUAAUGAAAGUCGGUGGAAAUGAGUCGGCCACCAAGUUUUUCCAAUCGCACGGAGGUUCCGCUGCAUUGGCCAGCAAAGAUCCCCACGUCAAAUAUGAAUCGCCUGCUGCUGUGAAAUAUAAGGAAGAGCUUAAGCGAAGAGCUGCUCAAGAUGCGAAAGAACAUCCAGGUGAAGUCGUGGUGACAGACGUCGCGGGUACCCCUGGUGAUGACACUGCAACUCCUGCCGGCGAACCAGAUGACGACUUCUUUUCUUCCUGGGAUAAGCCAGUCAUCAAGCGUCCUAGUAAUCCACCUUCCCGAGUUGGUACGCCAUCGAACGCCAGCCGCACUGCCUCUCCCUUUUUGAAUGCGGGCUCGAACGGGAACGGAGCAAGGUCGAAAUCACCUCUUUCAGCCAGUGAUAAAGAUGAAACAUCCUCACCUCCUCCUACUGCUGUGCGAACAGGAAACGUUGUUAGAAAAGGUCCCACUGGUGCUGGUGCUAAGAAGGGCAGUAUAUUGAGUUCCAAGAAGACCCCAAAACUCGGCGCGAAGAAAGUCGUGAGCAGUGAUGCGAUCGAUUUUGAGGAAGCUGAGCGCAAAGCAAAGGAGGAGGCCGAACGUAUAGAGAAAUUGGGUUAUGAUCCCGAAGCCGAACAAGCUGAGUUAGAAGCUAAGGAGAAGGCUACGGCUACCACGAAGAUUGCGUCUCCCACUCCUAUUAGCCCUGCUCGAGGUGGCUUUGGUUCAACGGGCAAAGCGCCUGAAAAGAGUGCAAGCGAAAUGGAGCGUCUUGGAAUGGGUAUGAGUCGUCUGGGCUUUGGACAGGUAUCGAAGCCUGCUGUUGCAAAGAAGCCUGGGUUUGGCGCUGUCGCUCCUGCUCAACGAUCGGCUGCCGAUGAAGAGGAAAUUGAACAAAACAGAACUCGCUUCGGGUCGCAGAAAGGUAUCUCAUCAGACGAAUUCUUUGGCCGAGAUCGGUUCGACCCUGCAGCACAGGCAGAGGCCAAGACUCGCCUUAACAAUUUCGAAGGCGCCACAUCUAUUUCCAGCAAUGCAUACUUCGGACGGCCUGAAGAGGACUACCCUGCUAUUGACGACGGAUACGGCGAUCUCGAGAACGCAGCGAAGGAUUUUGUUCGUCGAUUCGGAAUUACUGCUGGUGAUGACUUGGAGAACUUGACGCAAGUCCUGGGCGAGGGUGCUACGAAGUUACAAGGCGCUAUCCGUAGCUAUCUUAACAGUUAAAUGAUUCACGACAUGUUUCUUACAGAUACCAAAUUCAUCAUUCAUCUUCCAACUUUCCGGCCCACUUAAGCAUUUAAUCAUCUUGCUCGCUCAAAAAUUCGAUGUUAAUGUUUGGGGUUCUCUGUUUCUGAUUGUUAGCAACGCGCAAGUAUCCUGCUGGCUAUUCUCUGUUCAUCUUUGGUAUACAAUAUUGUCUUAGUAAUGAGGUUCAAAUUGAGAUAUAGACAUACAUGUUAUGCUCUUACGCCGUAAGUUUUGAAUAUCCGUAUGUACAAACAGUGCGCUAGCUGUGCCCAAGACACGACUUCAAUAUAUCAUCCAUGUCUUGGUUUAUCUACAGGCGACAUUCAUGACCGGUAAAUAGCAUCUGCCAUCUUAACAACCUGACCCAUCUCUUUAACAUCAUGCACCCUCACAAUAUCAGCCCCUUGCUGAACACUAGCUGUAACAGCCGCCGCCGUACCCCAAACCCUCUCACUCGCCUUCUCAACGCCAGUAAUAUGACCAAUAUAAGCUUUGCGACUUGUCCCAAUCAGCCAAGGGAAACUUUCUAACCCUUCGAUCCCGUGAGUCAAUGCGGUCAGAUUUCUUAACAACUCGACAUUCUGGUCUUUUAUUUUUGCGAAUCCUAAACCCGGGUCGAGGAUCAUGCGCCAGCGGGGGAUUCCUGCUUCUUCUGCCACGUGGAUUUGGGUUAGGAGUUCUGUGCCCACGUCCUUGAUGACGCCGUUGGGGUAGCUGGUUAGUUUGUUCAUUGUCGCUGGUGUACCGCGCAUAUGCAUCAAUAUCACUGAUUUGCCAGUUGCGGCCAUGGUGGAUAACAUGUUUGGGUCCAGUGUGCCGGCUGAUACAUCAUUGA
Talaromyces stipitatus ATCC 10500 is the source of this 2403-nucleotide messenger RNA. RefSeq names its product ARF GTPase activator (Glo3), putative. Bases 90 to 1544 code for a protein of 484 amino acids. The record is from RefSeq and is a predicted model, not a curated record. Gene Ontology annotation, biological process: COPI coating of Golgi vesicle. Gene Ontology annotation, molecular function: GTPase activator activity. The transcript has 6 exons. NCBI's taxonomy places the organism in Eukaryota, Fungi, Ascomycota, Eurotiomycetes, Eurotiales, Trichocomaceae.